AUGCCAGCAGCCAACAACAUCGCCUUCACGGCGCCCAUCAACCCAUCCGGCGCAUCCCCAGUCCUGACAUACGCUCAGAUCUGGCAGGGCCUUGAGAAGAAGGUUCGCGCAGGUCAAGACUUCGUGGGCGGCGCCAUUACCUCAACCGAUGUGAUCUCAACAUCGAAGACCAAACACGGUAACGACGUCACAGUGCGGGAAGUCGUCUUCCGCGACGGCGGCCGCCGUGUGCGCGAAGAGUGCAUCGCCUUCCCACCGAUGAAAGUCGAGUUUCAUCAACCCAACGGCAGCACAGUCCAAAACGUGGUCAGCGAAGAUGGGGACGGAAACCUUCACAUGACAUAUACUUUUGAGUGGCUACAUCCGGAGCUCGAGGGAGACGAGUCCGGUCUGGCCGCAGCAAAGGAUAAAGAAUUCAGCGUCGCAAAGAUGGCUGUCAAUAAGUCCAUCGAGACCAUAAGGGAGAUGGUCAAGGAUGGAAGAAUUAAAUGA
Molecule: messenger RNA, 492 nt
Organism: Exophiala viscosa
Lineage: Eukaryota; Fungi; Ascomycota; Eurotiomycetes; Chaetothyriales; Herpotrichiellaceae
Exons: 1
Coding region: 1-492 (163 amino acids)
Source: RefSeq, a predicted model, not a curated record